AUGAAAGGCUCGAGAGUUCUCUACGAUGUACCUACGGCCGCUGAGCUAGCCCAUGCCCAGGCGGCCAUCCGCGAGCUCGGCGAUACGGUGUUGGCAGGAGCACUGAAAGGGGCCAAAGGUAACUCGCCACGACACACGACGUCCAGAACAGGCCCUCUCCUCAACUUUGAACCUCCCGACUCUGUUGUCGAGAACACGCUGCAAGGAGAAGCUCGCCACGAUGACAACGUCCCCCUCGAAACAGGCCUGCUCGCGUUGUUCGGCAAGUCCUCUGUCCAUGUCGGCCUGGGAAAUUUUGAAGGUUACGUAAGAGUCUAUGCGUCUUCCGUUCUUGAUCCUGGUUUCAACAAUGCGCAGGGGAUAUUCACUGUGCGUAUCUUGUACUGCUAUGCAGACGCAAAUUCAAAGCGGCUAUGGAAGCGAUCGACGUCUCUGGCGCCUGCUGCCGCGACCCCAGUGGCGAGGCGUGCGGACCGUCAACUCGUACGCAAAAGACGCGACCUGAAGACGAAGCGGAACCGUCAUCAUGAUCCCUUGGUCAGGAACCUGCCGUUGGAACUCCUCUCGCGCAUCUUUGUCUUUUGCCAGCCAGACCCCCCAACGAAAGUGCUCCGUCUCGCCCCCAUCUCACCCCAAUCAUCUUGGGCUCGGUCUGUCGGCGCUGGCGGGAGAUCGUCCAAGCAACACCUCGACUUUGGACCUUUGUCUCCGUCAACAUUGGGCGCAACGAUAUACAGGCGUAUGCCCCAUUCAUCGCCACGUGGCUCUCACUCCGGAGGACUUCCACUGACGGUCGCGAUCUGGGAGUCCAAAGGCUCUGAACCAGAAGAGGGAUUCGGAGAAGCGGACGAAGAUAUUGAUCCCUCAGGCCUCAGCGCCGCCCUGAAACAGCUGCAGUACAACUCGAGUUGUGCUCCACGCUUAGAAAGUCUUCGCAUUCAUGGAUUUCCGAGCAACGACAGCACCAAUCACCUCACCUUCAACGAAGGCAGCCCAUUCAUGCCGAGCCCGAGAAAUGUCUUUCUCUCCUCUAUGCGCCCUGAUUCGAUUUUCAUCCGAUGGAACCUAGUCAAAUGUGUGAACGUCAGCUACGUCAAUCCUGCCGACCUCCUUACGAUUUUUGCCAACGCCGCCAACAUAUCACGCGUCCACAUCCGCACUCUAACUCGUGAUAGAGAUCUUCCGUUGCGCCCAGUUGUCCAUCGUGCGGUCCGCCUGCUGCAUUUCAUGACCAGUCAAAACAUCGACGAUAUUCUCAACAAUCUUGCAGCCCCGUCAUUGCGAAGACUUCAUGUCAUGAGGGUUUCGCCCAGUCUCACAUCGAUGAUUGCCCGCUCCAAGCCCCCUCUCACGGACAUGACCAUCCGGGGCAACAUCGUCUGGGACGAGGCGCUACGACUUUUCAAGCAUACUCCCUUCCUCUCAGAGUUACACCUCAUAGAUAUAGCGGUCGUGCCACGCACGUUUUUCCAGCGUCUAGCCGAUACAUCGGCUAUAUCUCCUUUGCUGGAUGGGCGGUAUCUACCUGCUCUUUCUUUGCUGAGGAUCCGUACUACCCAGAAUUCGUUCGUCUGGAAGGACAUUGCAGAUGCCUUUGGCCCGGACCCCUUAAACGCAGCUGCGACUCAGCAACCGCUCACAGCAUUCUUGCUCCACAUGAUGCCUACUAGUGUUAUCAAUGUUCCUGAUUCGGGUUCUGAUGAGGCGUCUCCUUUAAAUACCGUAGCCCUUCAGCGAUUGCGCGCUUUGAGGGCUGGUGGGUUUUCGGUGUCAAUUGUGGACGCGAGAGGACAGGAUUUACUCGCUGAAGAUGGCAAUGGCAUGGGUUUAGCUCGAGGCGAAGAUGAGGGGUCCGAGGAAGCCUGA
Molecule: messenger RNA, 1866 nt
Organism: Cyclocybe aegerita
Lineage: Eukaryota; Fungi; Basidiomycota; Agaricomycetes; Agaricales; Hemipholiotaceae
Source: the annotation of a GenBank genome assembly